AGCCGCCAUUUUGUGUGUUAGGCCCACUCUUCCAAAGCGGGAGAAAAUUAUUAGCCCGGCGCGGAGCACACACGGCUGUCCGCUGCGGGACUGAACGGACCUACUGCAGGCGCUGGGCUUCCAAGCGAAUAUAACGAGGAAAAGAAGAGGCCAGGACGCGUUUGUUGGCCCGUUGCCAUGGAGGCAGAGGUUGUUUCCAUGGAGUCUGGUCAGGCGCCGGAUGGAAAAGUCCUGCAAGAGGGUGGCGAAGCUUUGAUACAAGGGACACAGGGUGAAGUCGCUGGUAACAUGGAGAUGAUGGUGAUGGAUGCUCUUGAUCCAACUCUGCUGCAAAUGAAGACAGAGGUGUUGGAAGGGGGCGGCACAAUGACGGUUACUGGUGGAGAUGAGGGUCAGAUCAUCACGCUCCAGGUGGUGAACAUGGAGGAGCAGGCAGGUGCUGCACUAGGUCUGGGUCAGCUACAGCUCGUGCAGGUACCUGUCACAACCACAACUGUUGACGGGCUCCAGGCUACUUAUGUUGAGGCGUCAGCUAACAAGGAUGCAGAGCCAGUUAUUUGUCACACCCUUCCUUUGCCUGAGGGCUUCCAGGUGGUUAAAGUGGGUGCAAAUGGUGAAGUGGAGACUGUAGAGCAAGAGGAGCUUCAGGCUGCCCACGAGGAGCUCCAAGGCGCAAGGGUGGAGGAGGAGGAGGAAGAGCCAGCAGAGGUGGAGACCUCUGUGCCCUCACAAGAUGACCCAGAGUGGACGAAGGACCCAGACUACCAGCCCAUCACCGCUGUCCGUAAAGGGAAGAAGGGAAAGAAGAGUCGCCUGCGCUAUGCAGAAGGCGAUCGUGACAUGGAUGUUUCUGUGUACGACUUUGAGGAGGAGCAGCAGGAAGGACUGCUGUCAGAGGUUAAUGCCGAGAAGGUUGUGGGCAACAUGAAGCCCCCAAAGCCUACAAAGAUCAAGAAAAAAGGUGUUAAGAAGACUUUCCAGUGUGAACUGUGCAGCUACACCUGCCCAAGGCGCUCUAACCUGGACCGACACAUGAAGAGUCACACCGAUGAGAGGCCGCAUAAAUGUCAUUUGUGUGGAAGAGCAUUCAGAACAGUCACACUGCUGAGAAACCACCUCAAUACACACACAGGCACUCGGCCACAUAAAUGCACAGAUUGUGACAUGGCAUUUGUGACCAGCGGUGAGUUGGUGCGCCAUCGUCGCUACAAACACACACACGAGAAGCCUUUUAAAUGCUCCAUGUGCGACUAUUCUAGUGUGGAGGUGAGCAAGUUGAAAAGGCACAUCCGCUCUCAUACGGGGGAGCGACCCUUCCAGUGCAGUCUGUGCAGCUAUGCCAGCAGAGACACUUAUAAGCUGAAGAGACACAUGAGGACACACUCAGGUGAGAAGCCGUACGAGUGCUACAUAUGCCAUGCUCGUUUCACACAAAGCGGCACCAUGAAGAUGCACAUCCUGCAGAAACACACGGAGAAUGUGGCAAAAUUUCACUGCCCCCACUGUGAUACUGUCAUUGCACGCAAAAGUGACCUUGGUGUUCACUUGAGAAAGCAGCAUUCAUUUAUCGAGACGGGAAAGAAAUGUCGUUACUGCGAUGCUGUGUUUCAUGAGCGCUAUGCUCUCAUUCAGCACCAGAAGACUCACAAGAAUGAGAAGCGUUUCAAAUGUGACCAGUGUGACUACUGCUGCAGACAGGAACGCCAUAUGAUAAUGCACAAGCGUACACACACAGGGGAGAAGCCAUUCGCCUGCAGCCAGUGUGACAAAACUUUCCGGCAGAAGCAGCUUCUGGACAUGCAUUUCAAGCGUUACCAUGAUCCGAACUUCAUCCCCACCGCCUUUGUCUGCAGCAAAUGUAGCAAGACAUUCACUCGCAGGAACACAAUGCUGCGUCAUGCUGAGAACUGUACAGGUGAUGCUACUGUAGAAGAAAAUGGAACUCCACCAUCCAAAAAGGGACGCCGUGGCAGGAAGAGAAAGAUGCAGGCCAGGAGAGAUGAUGAUGAUGAUGAUGAUGAUGAUGAGGAGGACACAGAGGGUGAUCUUGACGAGGCAGAGGAGGAAGACGAAAUGCUAACUGAGAUCGAGGUGGAACAGGCCCCGCCUGUUGUUCCUAUCCCAGCCCCAGUGGAACCACCAGUCAAGAGGAAGCGUGGGCGUCCCCCAAAGAGCAAACCAGACGCAGCGGCUGCUAUCAUCCGUGUGGAGGACGAGGCCACUGGAGAGGUUGAUGACAUCAUUGUGAAGAAGGAGGUUGGAGCUGACCAAGACGAAGAUGGCAAUGAGGCCGCAGAGGAGGUGGUGGUUGGUGGAGGGAAGUCGACCAUCCAGAUGGAAGAGUUGUCCCAGGGAGUGGGCACGGCGCAAGAGGGGCAGAUGUCUGAAGCCCCUCCGAAUGGAGAGCUGACUCCUGAGAUGAUCCUCAGCAUGAUGGACCGGUGAUGGGUGUGAGGGUUGACCCUGUUUGAGAAAAAAAAAAAAAAAAAAUUUA
Molecule: messenger RNA, 2494 nt
Organism: Archocentrus centrarchus (flier cichlid)
Lineage: Eukaryota; Metazoa; Chordata; Actinopteri; Cichliformes; Cichlidae
Product: transcriptional repressor CTCF-like
Exons: 13
Coding region: 178-2445 (755 amino acids)
Biological process (GO): regulation of transcription by RNA polymerase II
Cellular component (GO): nucleus
Molecular function (GO): DNA-binding transcription factor activity, RNA polymerase II-specific; RNA polymerase II transcription regulatory region sequence-specific DNA binding
Source: RefSeq, a predicted model, not a curated record